This is a messenger RNA of Apodemus sylvaticus (European woodmouse), 1273 nucleotides long. RefSeq names its product hydroxycarboxylic acid receptor 1 (gene Hcar1). The transcript has a single exon. The coding region runs from base 76 to 1131 and encodes 351 amino acids. Gene Ontology annotation, biological process: G protein-coupled receptor signaling pathway. Gene Ontology annotation, cellular component: membrane. The record is from RefSeq and is a predicted model, not a curated record. Lineage: Eukaryota; Metazoa; Chordata; Mammalia; Rodentia; Muridae. Gene Ontology annotation, molecular function: G protein-coupled receptor activity.
GAGGUUAGGGACCCAGCUGCUAGGGGAGCCGUAGUCUUCAGAUAGGCAGCGGUGCCCUUGUGCCAGUCACCUAGGAUGCCCGUCCUCUCUCCAACUGCUAUGGAGAACGGGUCAUGCUGUCUCCUCGAGGGGGAGCCCAUCUCCCAGGUGAUGCCGCCUCUACUCAUCCUGGUCUUCGUGCUUGGGGCCCUGGGCAACGGCAUAGCCCUGUGCGGUUUCUGCUUUCACAUGAAGACCUGGAAGUCAAGCACUAUUUACCUUUUCAACUUGGCGGUGGCCGAUUUUCUCCUCAUGAUCUGCUUACCCCUUCGGACAGACUACUACCUCAGACACAGACACUGGAUUUUUGGAGAUAGCCCCUGUCGCCUGGUCCUCUUCACGCUGGCGAUGAAUAGAGCCGGGAGCAUUGUCUUCCUCACCGUGGUGGCUGUGGACAGGUAUUUCAAAGUAGUCCACCCCCAUCAUACGGUAAAUGCCAUCUCCAAUCGGACUGCAGCCGCCGUCGCCUGUGUCCUCUGGACUUUGGUCAUCUUGGGGACUGUGUAUCUUCUGAUGGAGAGUCCCCUGUGUGUGCAGGGGCCGGCGCCGUCUUGUGAGAGCUUCAUCAUGGAGUCAGCCAACGGGUGGCACGAUAUCAUGUUCCAGCUGGAGUUCUUCCUGCCCCUGACUAUCAUCCUGGUCUGCUCAUUCAAAGUGGUUUGGAGCCUGAGACGGAGGCAGCAGCUGGCCGGACAGGCUCGGAUGAGGAGGGCCACCCGGUUUAUCAUGGUGGUAGCGUCUGUGUUCAUCACGUGUUACCUGCCCAGCGCGUUGGCCAGACUCUACUUCCUCUGGACGGUGCCCUCGAGUGCCUGUGACCCUUCUGUCCACACAGCCCUCCACGUCACCCUGAGCUUCACCUACCUGAACAGCAUGCUGGAUCCCCUCAUAUACUAUUUCUCGAGUCCCUCUUUCCCCAAAUUCUACGCCAAGCUCAAAAUCUGCAGCUCGAAACCCAAACGCCCAGGGCGCUCAACGACCCGGAGGUCGGAAGAGAUGCCAAUUUCGAAUCUCUGUCGUAAGAGCUCCGUCGAUGGGGCAAAUCAUUCCCAAAGGCCAUCUGAAGGGCCGUGGGAUCUCCAAGUGUGUUGAAUGCCAUUCAGACAAUCAGCCCAACGAGGAGGCAGAGAAAUGGGCAAGUGUGAGUUAAAUCUGAAGGGUGGGGGGGACCUGAAAAUGUUCCCACUUUUUCUCAGCUGUAUCUUUCUCAGGUAGAAAUGGAAUCCACGCCCCC